Molecule: messenger RNA, 3114 nt
Organism: Lodderomyces oxycetoniae
Lineage: Eukaryota; Fungi; Ascomycota; Pichiomycetes; Serinales; Debaryomycetaceae
Gene: GCR3
Product: Gcr3p
Exons: 1
Coding region: 1-3114 (1037 amino acids)
Biological process (GO): nuclear-transcribed mRNA catabolic process, nonsense-mediated decay; mRNA export from nucleus
Cellular component (GO): nucleus; nuclear cap binding complex
Molecular function (GO): protein binding; RNA cap binding; mRNA binding
Source: RefSeq, a predicted model, not a curated record
AUGGAUUUUGAGGCUUCGAAUAAGAGACUGAGAGAUGAUUUUGAGCAAGGGCAAGCAGGGUCAAGUGGGUAUGGUCAGUUGCAGGUGCAGCUGCAGGUGCACAAUUAUGGCGCUAAAAGGCAGCGCAUCGAUCCAGCACAAGAAUUGAUUAAUAAUGUUUGCAAGGAUAUAAGAAGACUAGGGGAGAACCCCAAUGUCGGAGCGCAAAUUGAUGAUGUUGACUACAUUUCGAAUCCAAUUGUCGCUGAAUUUGAAAAGAUUGACAAUUUGAGAAAUGCCAUUUUGACCACAAUUUAUGCCAUUAUUAUUGAACAACCGCACAAGAUCAAUGCUAUUGGUAAUCUAGUGUUUAUAUGUAACGCCAAAAACUUUGUUGUUGCUAAAUAUGUGGUUGAGUAUCUACAUGCAAAAAUCCAAAUGCUAUUAGAUUCAGUUUGUGGAGCUGUGGUACCAGAGGCUGAGCAGCAAAAUAGCAGGAAAGAAGACGCUGGUGUUUUCAAUAAUAUAAAGAGUAUCAUCAAAUUUUUGAGUUGUAUCUCUCCAAUAAUUGAUGAAUACGCCAUAAUUAAUAUAUUCACUCAAUUCCUUCAAUUUGCUAUUGACUUGCAGGUUCAAUCGGGUGACAAGAGGAACGGGAUAGCCCAAGAAAUAUUCUACAACACAUUAAUUGCAGUGCCCUACUUGUUGAGCAAUGAUAAGUCUGAGGAGAUACAUGGACACCUCAAUGAUAUAAUUGAACUAGCUGACAACUUUCCUAUAGUCGAGCCGGAGUCUAACAGAAUAUUGCAACCUUUUGAUACUAGAAUGGGUAAUUUAGAUAUACCUUACCAGCCAAAAAAAUUGAUCAACUUGAUCCUUCCCUCAUUGAAAGUCUUGCAGAAGAAUGACUGGCAAUUGACGUUGUUUCUUGACUUUGAGCCAUUUUUGGAACCAAUUGUGGGGAGAGCUUUGGAAAAUAAUGCUAUAUCCAAGGAAGUCGUUAAGCACAAAUUACCACUUUUCCGUUUGCCCACAUUUGAGAAAAUCGAGAAAUACAAUCCAACUUCUGAAGAAAACAUUGAUAAAAUAUGGCAGCAAAAUCUGAGAAUCUUGUUUCAAGUUUAUAACCAAACCACUGAGUUUGAAACUGUGCCACCAAUUGAAUCUUAUAUUGGUUUAUUUUUUAAAGAUUUAUCAUUUGACAUUUUAACUAAUCUUUCGUUCAACAAAAACGAAGCAUCAAUUCAACUUUCAGCGUUGGAUUUAUUUUUCAGCAGUGAAUUAUUCGCGCCAGUGGGUACUUCGAUUGAUCAAUUGACUAUGAUUAAUGCCGAUAAUAAAAGCGGCGAAAAUGAUCCACCUUUAUCUACAUGGAAAAUUGAAGAUGUUGCUGUGGAAAGUAUUUUGACUAUGAUUUUCCAGCUCCCUAAAACGUUGCACAGGGAAAUUUACUAUUACACAGUGUUGAUUGCAUGUUGUAAAGAAAACACCGAAUCUAUGGCGCCAGUAUUUGGUAGAGCCAUUAGGUAUUUUUAUUCAAACUUGCAAACAUUAGACUAUGAACUAAAGUUGCGGUUUUUGGAUUGGAUGACUACACAAAUUUCGAAUUUCGAAUUUAGUUGGAAGUGGGAAGAGUGGAUCGAUGAUUCUCAAAGAUAUGCGAGAUUGAAAUACCAUCCUAAAAAGAAUUUCAUCAAGAAUUUGAUUGCAAAGGAAAUCAGAUUAUCUAAUAAGAAGAGAAUAAAGGAAAGUUUUGUUGAUGUUGUUGAUGGUGAAGUUGUGAAUUUUAAGGAAUUUUACCAGUAUUUGAAUAUUGCUAUGUUCCCUGAUGUUAGAGACUAUAUAAUUGAAUAUGACUCCGCUUUGUAUGGAGAUUCGCCCGAGAUUAAGGACAAACUAAGUGCAUUAUAUGAUAUGAAGCAGAUGUCGUUGCAGACAAAGACAAAUGUCAGUGCACAAGAUGAGAUAUUUUACAACUUUACAAAUCCAGAACUACCCUUUCAUGAGCUUGGUUCCAGAGCAUACGAAUUUAUAAUGUCUCAUCACAAGUCGAAUAAAGAGUUUAGUGGGCUAUGCAAUUCACUUAUUAGUGAUAUUGUAAAGUCGAACGAAAGGAACCAAUCGACGGACCAAGAUAUGGAGACGGAAGACAAGGGCGAAGAUAAAGACAAGGGCGAAGAUAAAGACAUGGGCGAAGAUGAAGAUAAGGACGAAGAUAAAGACAUGGGCGAAGAUAAAGACAAGGGCGAAGAUAAAGACAAGGGCGAAGAUAAAGAAAAAGAAGAGGAACACUCGGCAGCCUCUGCGCCUGCACCUGCACCUGCACCUGCUGCAUCUGCAAAAGUUAUUAUACCUAAUCCUGUCAAAUUUGCAAUCAACAUAAUCAUGCAAUCAUACUGUUAUAUUGGCUCAAGAUCCAUUUAUUCCGAGGUGAGCAUCCUAAGCAGAGAUGCAGAAAAGUUGAAAUUUCUCAGUGGUCAACCCAUUGAACAACCAAAGCGUGCCCCAUUACCCAACAUGGAAAACGAUUCUGAGUUUGAAGAGUUGAAAUUGGUAUCCAAUGAGGAGGACAAGCAAGAGAGACAGAAUUGGAUAAUUGAUUCCAUAUUCAGAAUCUGGGUUCAUCAGCCACAAGUUAUAUUUUUAGUAUUGGAGAGUUUAAUUGACUUUGGAGUCAUCAAUGCAGAACAAUUAUUGAUUAAAGCUUUUAAAGCUAAUCUUAUUAUUGACAAUGUUUCAUGUAUGGAAUCUAUUAAUCGAAUUUUGGAAAAUAGUGGAUCUAAACAAUUGAAAUCUUUGAUAUUUAUCUUGUUUAGAGCUAUAGUAGAUAAGUUGAAUGAAUUGGAUCUAGGUGUUGGUGAAGUUGUACAAAUUGAUGAACUAAGUGAGGAUAAUGCUAGUGAAGUUGAUAAGCAAUGGUUAUUCUACGAAUACUUGGGAUUAUUAAAGUGUUAUUUUAGAAAAUUCAUUAGGACUCAAGUAGAAAACGAUAAGGACUCUAACCCAGAGGGAACAAACUCAGAUGGAGACAAUUCAGAGGCAUUCUUUCAAAAAAUCAAAACUGUAUUUAAUGACCUUCAAAAUAUACCAACAAGAAUCAGUGUAUUGUCUUGGUUUGACGAAUUGAUAAGCUGA